CCUACAGAAGCUCAAAAGAGCCCUCGAAUGCGAGUUCCUUCCGCCAUCGGAGCUUUGCUGUGCGGUUCCGCAGAAUUUGUUGGGACGACUUCUGCGCUGAGCUGGCGGCGCGCCCUGCUCGCUCGUCGGGGGAUGGCCGCGAGAAGCACCAGCUCCGUGAGAAGUGUCUUUGAGGCGCCGCGCUUGUCCAUCAGCUCCUGCGGUGAGGGGGAGGUGCUCUUUUUUGUGCAUGGCUGGCCAGAUGAUGCUUCUGUUUGGCGUGCACAAGUGGAUCGAUUGAAGGACAAAUACCAGUGUAAGUGUGUGACAAUGCCCCACUUUGGCGGCCGCGAAAGUGCCAUAGCCCUCCAGCAUCGGCCUCAGGGCUACAGCUUCGAGGAGAUGGCGGAGAUCUUGGCGGAUAAUAUUCGCCGAGACUGUGGAACGUCUCCAGUGACCUUGGUCCUUCAUGACUGGGGAUGUGUUUGGGGCUUCAUGUUGCAGACUCGUCAUCCAGAUUUGGUGAAGAGGAUUGUUGCCUUGGAUGUAGGGCUGCCUUCUUGUAUGUCCGGCUUCGAGAAGGUGUCGGUGGCCUUGCUGACCUAUCAGUUUUGGCCCUUGACGGCCUAUUUCCUUCUGCGCGUCUCCGCACGCCUGGGGUCUCCAUUUCGACGCUGGGGUCAAGCUGUGGCGGACUGGAUGAUCCGUGCCUUCACCAAGUUCAUUGGCUAUGGCAGCAAGCGGAUCACCGCCGAUGCUUCUUAUCCAUACGUUCACUUUUUGACUGGACUGGGUUUUCGCGAGCCGAAGCUGACCGCUGGUGCAGUGUUGCCAUCCUGCCCGUGCCUCUUCAUGUAUGGGAAGCGCAAGCCCUACAUGUUUCACAGUGCAGCCUGGGAGCGGCACUUGAGGUCGCGCAGUGACUGCGAGGUGAUCCCUGUGAACGCAGGACAUUGGUUACAGGUGCAGAAAGCGGAGCUAGUGAACCACGCGAUCGAGACAUGGCUGGAGAAAAAAGACAUGGGAGCUGCACCGCACAUGUGCCAAGAUAGCAGAUUUCAAGCUACAUCAUGCAUUUUCUUGCGGGCUUAUAUGCCGUGGAUCUAAGAGGCCGAUCAGAGGAGUUUGCGUCAUUCGGCGCAUCGUGCGAAGAGUUCGGGUGUGCGCAUGCAUG
Durusdinium trenchii is the source of this 1153-nucleotide messenger RNA. The record is from the annotation of a GenBank genome assembly. Lineage: Eukaryota; Dinophyceae; Suessiales; Symbiodiniaceae.